UCUGAACUCGCAGAGAUAAUACAAGCUCUGUACCCGGCGCUUACAACGAUAUGUUCUAGAAUGAUCGAAGUAUUCAUGAUGUUCUCAGUAGGCAGUCAUGACACAUCCCUUCAAACUACUGAAGUAGUGGAUAGCGAUAAAGAAAAGAAUUUAAUUCUAUUGCGAGGGUCAAGACUGAUAUCGACAAGAGACUUGCUGAAGUGGUGCUCUAGAGCUGUAGUCGGCUUCGAUGUGUCCAGUCCUGAGUCAGCACUCAAAGUCCUGCAGGAUGCUUUAGAUAUUUUCACCUGUUCAGUAUCUUCACCUGAACACAGACUAGAAUUGUCCAAGAAAAUUGGCCUGUGCCUCGGAAUAGUGGAAGCAAAAUCGGAAUUCUACUGCAAACAUUACAAGCCAAAUGUAUCACUUACUGCAAAUUUCUUAGAAGUGGGCAGGUCGAAGGUGCCAAGAGUAGAGAAGAGCUUAGAAACAAUAGAUUUUGAUACUAAACAGACUGUGUUUUCGUUUACACGGCAGUCAGCUUGCUUGCUGGAGCGAAUCGCUUGUUGCGUGACGUCCAAUGAACCUGUCCUGCUUGUUGGUGAGACGGGUACUGGUAAAACUUCUUCAGUACAAUACAUAGCGAGACAAACAGGGAACAAACUUGUAGUCAUAAACAUGAACCAACAAUCAGACUCGGCAGACUUACUUGGAGGCUACAAACCCGUCGACCUAAAAUACGUAAUCAGGCCUAUAAGGCUCCAUUUUGAGGAGCUCUUCCGUAAUUACUAUAACGUUGACAAAAACAAGAAGUUUUUGGGUCACAUCGAAACUUGUUAUGAGACAGAAAAUUGGACCGCUUUACUAGCGUUGAUGAAACAGAGCCAAAAAGCUGCAGUUGGCAGGCUGACGAUAGAAAAGUCGGAUAAGUUGAAUGAAUGGGUAGCUCUUGGUGUUAAGCUGCAGAAAUUGGAGCAGCAAGUUAAGGCGCAUCGAAGUUGACCUUCGCUUUUAUCGAAGGGUCCCUUGUCAAAGCAAUGCAAGAAGGCCAUUGGGUUUUGCUGGACGAAAUCAAUUUGGCCUCUGCGGAAAUUUUGGAAUGCCUAGCUGGGUUAUUGGAAGACAAAAAUGAGACGAUAGAUUUGUUGGAAAAGGGGGAUAAGGUGCCCAUAAAGCGGCAUCCUAACUUCACUCUGUUCGCUUGUAUGAACCCUGCUACUGAUGUUGGCAAAAAGGAUUUACCUGCCGGUCUUAGGAACCGUUUUACGGAGUUCUUUAUCGAUGAGUUGAAUGAGCGUAAUGACUUGAUGCUGCUCAUUGGUGAUUAUUUGUAUCAUAUGAAUCUUGGUGGUGGAGUUUUGGAAGCUAUAUACACUUUCUACGCCAGUAUUAAGAAGGAAGCUAAAUUGAGCCUUGUGGAUGGAUCAGGCAAUACUCCACACUAUUCUCUUAGGACAUUAUGCAGAGCUCUAACGGCUGCAGCCAAAGCAAGAUGUGGAACGGUAUCCAGAUCUCUUUAUGAAGCGUUCUGCUUAUCUUUCCUUACCCAGUUGGACAGUUCGUCACAUCCUAAAGUAGAAGCUAUGAUUGCCAAGGCUGUCAUCGGUAAAAAGAAUGUCAAAACAGUUACCAACCAACUCAUUCCCGAACCACAAGUCCAAGGUCAAAAUUAUUUGCUCUUCGAAGGUCAUUGGAUUCCUCAGGGCAAAUUAGAAAUAGCUAUCCCAGAAGGAUACAUCCUUACUCCAACAGUUAGAAAGAACCUUCGCGAUAUAGCUCGAAUUAUUUCCCUUGGUCGAUUACCCAUAUUGCUGCAAGGAGACACCUCCGUAGGCAAAACAUCCCUCAUCACAUACAUAGCUAAAGCAUCCGGAAAUUAUUGCGUCAGAAUAAAUAACCACGAGCAUACUGACCUUCAAGAGUAUAUAGGAUCUUACGCUACAGACUCCAAUGGCAAACUAGUAUUUAAAGAAGGCGUUCUAGUCGAAGCCAUGAGAAAAGGCUAUUGGAUUAUCCUAGACGAGCUCAAUUUAGCUCCAAGUGACGUUUUAGAGGCUCUAAAUCGAGUCUUAGAUGACAAUAGAGAAUUAUUCAUACCAGAAACUCAACAAGUCGUUAAAGCGGAUCCUAAUUUCAUGUUAUUCGCUACCCAAAAUCCUCCAGGCUUGUAUGGAGGUCGUAAAAUGCUGUCCAGGGCGUUUAGAAAUAGAUUUGUAGAGUUACACUUCGAUGAGAUACCAAAGAAAGAAUUGGAAACUAUACUGCACCAAAGAUGUCAUGUUCCUCCAGCUUAUAGUAAGAAAAUGAUAGCAGUUAUGGCGGACCUUCAAAUUAGGCGUCGAGGUUCCGCAGCUGUUCAGGGCAAAGACGGAUUCAUCACACUGAGAGACUUGUUCCGAUGGGGCCAACGAUACAAGUGUGCCUCAAAGGAAUCUUUGACUGACGAUAAAUUUUACGAUUGGGACCAACACAUAGCCGACGAAGGGUACCUCAUCUUAGCUGGAAAAGUACGUCAGACAGACGAGAGAUCCAUUAUCGAGGAAGUAAUAGAGAAACAUAUUAAAAGGAAGGUCAACCCUGACAAUCUGUUUACUCUACACCCUGCAACAUCUCCCGUUACCAAGUCAAUCUUGGAGACUAUUCUGAAUAACCAACUUGAGGAGUUCUCUCACGUUGUCUGGACGUACAAUAUGAGAAGACUUGCAGUCCUGAUAGCAAAAUCCUUCAGUUUCGAUGAGCCGGUCCUGCUGGUUGGUGAAACUGGUUGUGGAAAGACAACCAUAUGCCAAGUCCUGGCAGCCCUCAAAAAACGUCAGUUGCUCUCAGUUAACUGUCACAUGCACACAGAAAGCUCAGAUUUCUUAGGAGGACUCCGUCCUGUACGACAGUACCAAAACGAUGGUAGAUUGUUUGAAUGGGUCGACGGACCAUUAAUUAAGGCUAUGGAGACAGGAAACAUGUUCCUAGCUGACGAAAUAUCCCUGGCUGAUGACAGUGUUUUGGAGAGAAUGAACUCAUUACUGGAACCUGAAAGGCAGUUAGUGCUCGCUGAACGAGGCAUGGAGAACAAUUCUGACAUCGUUGUCAUCACAGCGAAUAAGAACUUCCAUUUUAUCGGAACUAUGAACCCUGGCGGAGAUUUCGGUAAGAAAGAGCUGUCACCCGCUCUUCGUAACCGAUUUACCGAAAUUUGGUGCGACAGCGUCACAUCCAGAGAAGACUUGUUGAAAGUACUCGAAAAGAGCGUUCAUAAAGGAGUGUCCCUUGGCAACCAAGAAGAUGGUAGCUCAGGCAUCGGUACUUCUAUCUUGAACUUCACCGAUUGGUUGAAAAAUUCUGAAGUAACCAACAAAUUCCCAUUCAGUAUCCGUGAUUUACUGUCAUGGGUCAAUUUCAUUAAUAUAACAGUUGCAAAAGGCCUUUUGGAUACUCCUGAAGCGUACGUCCAUGGCGCUUGUAUGACAUUCUUGGAUUGUUUCGGAACAGCGUUAACAGGCCACAUUGACUCCGAAACACUAGUUUUACUUCGAAAGAAUGCCAUCAAUCUGUUAUUGGAACAAAUUAAAUCAAGUGGAAGUGAAUACAUGGAAGGUCUGCGAGAAAUGUUGAGUAAUAAACAGACUAAGUUUGUCGCAGAAAGUGGUCCCGAAAAGUUCGGGAUCAAGCCAUUUUAUAUUGAAGUUGGACAAGGAAAUACUGAGGGAGAACAAAACUUACGUUCACGGCUCCAACAACUGGCGCCAAUACUUUGAGACUGUUACGGG
Messenger RNA from Spodoptera littoralis (African cotton leafworm), 3743 nucleotides. NCBI's taxonomy places the organism in Eukaryota, Metazoa, Arthropoda, Insecta, Lepidoptera, Noctuidae. The record is from the annotation of a GenBank genome assembly.